CCCGAACAUAACUCAAUUGUCAUCUUAUAUGUCAAUGUCAAAACAAAGUAUUGUAAUCGGAGCGGAGCUAAUGAGGAAAAAAACUAAAUAAUUAAUUGUUUUCCGCGUAAAAAUAGCAAUCAACAUGUAAUAUUACGAACUCACAGUGCGCGUAAAUCACGAAAAUGGCGUUGAAUAUAGAUAGCUGUGACAGUUUGCCUCCUGACGAGGAGCCAAAACUCAAGUAUGAUCGGAUGGGCAACGACGUACAAAACAUUCUGUUGAAAGACGCAGUGAGCUGUAUUUGUGUCCAUACGAAAUUUAUAUGUUUAGGGACUCAGUGGGGUGUGAUUCACCUGUUGGACCAUGAAGGGAACACGGUGCCAUUAUCUCAAGAUGGUAAAGACAAAGAACUGCAAGCUCAUGCGAUAGCUGUGAACAGGAUAUCAGUCGAUUUGAAUGGGGACUACAUCGCGAGCUGCUCGGACGACGGCAAGGUGCUGGUGUACGGGCUGUACACGGAUGACAAUGCUCACAACUUGAACCUCGGGCGGGUAGUCAAGUCUGUGGCUUUAGAUCCUUAUUACUUCAAGUCGGGGUCCGGCAGAAGGUUUCUCACAGGCGACACCAAGCUGACGCUGUAUGAGAAGACGUUCCUGAACCGCCUGCGCAGCACCGUGCUCUGCGAGUGCGAGGGGCACGUGCAGGCCGUGGCCUGGCACGAGCGCUUCGUGGCCUGGGCCAGUGAGGUCGGAGUUCGGGUCUACGACCUGGUGGCACGCUGCUCCCUCGGCCUCAUACCCUGGGAGAAGACCAGCGUGGACUCCAUCGAGGACUACCGCUGCAACCUCCUCUGGUCUGCACCCAAGACCCUCAUGAUCGGCUGGGUGGACACCAUUAGGAUAUGCGUCAUUCGAAAACGAAGUCAAAUCGAACUGCAGACGAGAGAUGAUACGGAAUACCUCGUCGAUCCUGUCUAUACUUUCCAAACAGAUUAUUUCAUUAGUGGUCUAGGACCUUUGGAGAACCAAUUGGUACUCCUAGGGGUCCCUAAAGAGUGCGAUGCAGAAACUAUGAAAGCGCAAAGACCAGUUUUAGCGGUCGCUGACUACAAAGAUUGUGACUUCAGCGAGGUUUCAACAGAUAGUCUGAACAUAAGAGGCUACGAGGAGUACUCCUGCAAUGAUUACUAUCUAGACAUGCUUAUAGAAGAGAAUAGAUUCUUCAUAGUAUCGCCUAAGGACAUAGUGAUUGCCAGUCCAUAUGAUAUCGAUGACAGAGUCAACUGGCUAACGGAGCAUGGCCGGUAUGAGAAAGCUAUAAGUGUCUUAGAAGAAGUCGGGGGAAAAACGAAUAAACAUUCAGUAAUGACGGUUGGAGUCCAGUACUUAGAUCACUUGAUGUCUAAACACUUAUACAGCGAAGCGGCCAUAUUAUGCGCUAGGAUAUGCAAGAGCGACAAAGCAAUGUGGGAAAAACAAAUACUAAAAUUUGCUGAAGUUAAUCAACUGAGAGCGGUCAGCGCGUACGUCCCUAAAACACCUGAGAAAGCCCUCAGUUCUCAUCUAUACGAGUUAAUCAUUUAUGAAUACCUCAAAGUGGAUCCUCCCGGAUUCCUCAAAGUUGUCCAGGAGUGGAACCCUGGGUUGUACAAGACGGGAAUAAUCGUAAAAGCUGUACUAGAACACAUUCUUACCACCGAAGUAGAUAAGAAUAUCUAUUUAGAAGCACUCGCUUUACUCUAUUGCCAUCAAAAGAAAUACGAUAAAGCUUUAACCACGUACUUAACACUCGGCCAUAAGGACGUCUUCACACUAAUAACAACGUAUAAAAUGUACAACGUCAUACACAAUAAGAUUUUGGAACUAAUGACACUCGACUGUGAUAAAACUCUUUCUAUUCUUGUCAACUCACGCGAUAAAAUACCUGUAGAAGUUGUUAAGAGACAAUUAGAAAAGCACGAUAUGUACCUCUUUAAAUAUCUGGACGCUUACAGUAAAGUAGAACAGAACGGAAAAUACCAUGGGGAGUUAGUGAAGCUUUACGCUAAAUAUGCAAGCGCUAAGUUACUUCCGUUUCUUAAAAGCAGCGAUAACUAUCCCAUAGAACAAGCACUAGAUAUCUGUCAAAGCAAUAAUUUCUACCCGGAAAUGGUAUUUCUACUCGGUCGAAUAGGCCGAACGCAGGAAGCUCUCCAGAUCAUAAUAGAAAAACUAAACGAUAUAAAUCAAGCGAUCACUUUCUGUCAAGAGCAUAAUGACACAGAACUUUGGACGGACUUGAUAAAACAAACCGUUGACAAGCCGGAAUAUGUUUCUCUGCUCCUCAAACGGAUAGGGAAUUACUUAGAUCCCCGAAUGCUCAUAGAAAAUAUUCAGCCUGGGUGUGAAAUAAAAGACUUAAAGGAUUCCCUUGCAAAAAUGAUGUGUGAUUACCACUUACAGCUAUCUGUUCAAGAGGCCUGCAAGCCGAUAACUUUAAAAAACUAUUUCGAGUUGCAUGAGAAAUUAAUCCUUGGGCAGCAGAAAGGAAUAUCAGUGACGGAUGAGUUUGUAUGCAGCAGCUGUCUAGGGCGGAUUAUAACUAGGGAUUUGUCGAAGGCAUCUGAUCUGAUAGUGUUUAACUGCAGGCACUCGUUCCAUAUAGAGUGUUUGAGGCAAGUGGCGCCAUCUCUGGACCAUUGCGCGGUGUGCAGCGCGAGCGCAGACGCCAGCAGAGCGUUCGGGGAUCCGAGCGGGGGCGGGGCUAACUGAACAGAAGGUGCACCUUCAAUGCUCACAGAACGAGGUACCCAUCUGUUUCUACUUAACACAGUACACCACGCGCGACAUGUGUUGCAAUAUUGCGUGUGUUGUGCUAGCCCCGUGGUAUAAAGCACCUGUCCCACCGCCGACGAGAAAACGGCACGCUAUCGACCAUUUUUUUAUUUCAGAAUUCAACUUAAAGAUGUCGAUUACGUGUGAAUAAAAGAAAUGCAUAUAUUAUUCCAUGAUCGCUUAUUGUUCACAUGGUUGUUUAGAGCUGCUAAAAAUUCGUUAAGUAUCGGCGGUGUGACAGAAGCCUAAUAAUGGUUAACGAAUUUACCUACUAAACGAACCCUAUUGGCUACUAGUAAGUCAUACAAGCUCAACCCUAGAUAGAACUGUGCAUAUUCGAAAUGUAUUCAUAUUUUUCCAUGUAAAAUUAAUUUUAUUUUGUACUAGAACUCAAUUAUAAACAAUGUACAAUCUACAACACACAAUUACAAUAUAUAAUGAUUGUACAAUGUAUAAUGUGCAAUCUGGCAAAAAAGAGUAGAAAUUAAAAAGUGGCAACACUGUAGUAUCGUCCCUUUCAAAUCAAUCUAAGAAAAACGGGACGACACUUCAGUGUUGCCACUUUUUAAUUUCUACUCUUUUUUUGCCAGACUGUACAGUGGAACAUUUAACCUUCUGGACGCCAAUGACGUAUAUAUCGGCACCGCAGGUCCAACGCCAAAGACGGAUUAAUCCGUCACAGACCACAGAGCAACAUAGACCUACGUGCAUGUGCAUAAAGUUCAAUUUCAGUUUUGACACUUCGGUACGUAGCGUCCGAGUGACAGCUUUUGUGUUUG
Cydia strobilella is the source of this 3574-nucleotide messenger RNA. It is a transcript of the gene lt, whose product is annotated as vacuolar protein sorting-associated protein 41 homolog. The record is from RefSeq and is a predicted model, not a curated record. Gene Ontology annotation, biological process: protein targeting to vacuole; vesicle-mediated transport; endosomal vesicle fusion. Gene Ontology annotation, molecular function: protein binding. Gene Ontology annotation, cellular component: HOPS complex; late endosome. The coding region runs from base 165 to 2732 and encodes 855 amino acids. The transcript has 3 exons. NCBI's taxonomy places the organism in Eukaryota, Metazoa, Arthropoda, Insecta, Lepidoptera, Tortricidae.